AUGAGAUCUGGUAUGAAAUACGUUUUUGCUAGGCUUCGAACAGAUCGGAAUAAUACCGCCCUUCAACUCCCAAACCCCCACCAUGUCUUCGGCCUCGAAAUCCGCGCCUACACCCACCCACGCAUCCAAGCCAUCAUGCUAGGCCUGGUUUUAUUCCUGACGGUAGGAAUGUACAACGUCAUCACCUUCCUCGGCGGAGCGGGCCAACAAACCCAACGGCUCUCCGACAUCGCGAACAUCGCCUUGUACACCGUCUUCACAACGUUCUGCUUCAUCGCCCCGGCCUGUCUCAACUACUUCGGCUUGCAAUGGACGCUCUGGUUCGGGGGGUUCGGGUACGCCGCUUACGCCGCGAGUCUGUGGUGCUAUAACCACACGGGAAACGUCCCGUUCGUGAUCUUCGGGGGCUGUUGGUGUGGAUUGUCGGCUGCGUUUCUGUGGUGUGCGGAGGGCACGGCGAUUACGGCUUAUGCUUCGGAGGAGAAGAAAGGGUUGUACGUGUCUAUCUUUUGGACGAUUUUUCAAUCCGGGGUGGUGAUCGGGGCGGCGAUUCCUGUGGGGCAGAAUUGGAAGUCUGGGGUGGGGAAUGGGAGUCGAGUGAAUGAUGGGACGUAUAUAGGGCUUUUUGCUUUGAUGUUGGUUGGAGCGUUUUUGGGGCUGUGUUUGUAUCCUUGGGAGUUUAUUGUGCGGGAGGACGGGACGAGGGUGGUGUUGUUGCAGGAUCAGAAGACGUUCCGGGAGGAGUUGAUUUCGUCGUAUCAAGUGUGUAGGAGGAAUUGGUGGAUGAUAUUUUUCUGUCCGAUGUGUUGGGCUGUCAACUAUUAUGUGAUCUAUCAAAACAACGACUUCAACGGAGUCUACUUCACCGUCAGAGGUCGUGCUUUGAACACCUUCUUGUCCGGAGCAGUCCAGCUCUUCGCACCCUGGAUCCUCAACCUUUUCACGGAUAAACUGCCGUUCAAGCGACGGAAGCGUGCAUUCUGGGCGGGAGUUUAUGUUUUUGUCGCGUUCAACGCCCUCUGGAUCGGCGGCUACUUCAUCAUGAAGAAGACGAAAUACGGUCUGAAUGAGGAGCAGCGCAUCGAUGUGUAUGAUGAUGGCUAUGGGGUCGCGUGUUUCGUGUUCGUGAUGUACGGAUUUAUGGAUGCCACGUACAAUUGCUAUUGUUACUGGUUCAUGGGAGCUUUGAGCAACAACACGGACGAGCUGUCUGUAUACGCCUCGCUGUAUCGACUGCUCAAUGCCGCAUGCCAGAUCGCUGGCUAUUCCUUGGAUCUAAGUGGAUACUCCAAGGAGUUCAUGUUCGGCACCGCAUGGGCUUUCGUCGCUGCUGGACCAAUUUGCUGCUUACCAAUCAUCAAAUGGUGGAUGAAGGAUACGAACAUGGAGGACCGAGUCAACACGAUCGAUGGCAUUGAGACUCCCGCUCAGGUCAUCAUUACAGACGCGAAACUUCCAGUGCAGUCGGAGCAUUCCUCGGGCGAUGGCGACGUAUGCACAGUGGUACCGCCACAGACUUGA
This is a messenger RNA of Pseudocercospora fijiensis CIRAD86, 1521 nucleotides long. RefSeq lists its product as uncharacterized. Lineage: Eukaryota; Fungi; Ascomycota; Dothideomycetes; Mycosphaerellales; Mycosphaerellaceae. The transcript has 5 exons. The coding region runs from base 1 to 1521 and encodes 506 amino acids. The record is from RefSeq and is a predicted model, not a curated record.